This is a messenger RNA of Cinara cedri, 14102 nucleotides long. NCBI's taxonomy places the organism in Eukaryota, Metazoa, Arthropoda, Insecta, Hemiptera, Aphididae. The record is from the annotation of a GenBank genome assembly.
CAACACUGUACACAAUCAAAAAAAUGGCGAAUUUGUCUAUGAAAUAGGUACGAAUUCAAGGUAGAUAUAAGUACUUAUAUUUUAAAUUAGCAAUAAUAUAGCUGUUAAUCGCAUUACUCUAGUAUAUAAGCCCAUCAGUGUAAGUGCGAGUAACCUAUAUAGCACAAUAAUACUAAAAAAAAAAAAAUUAAAUAGGUAUAAGGUACAUGUACUCGUACAUUUCAAAAUCAUCAUGAGAGAAUAUUAGUAAAUCAAAUAAAACAUUUAUUACUACACAUUCUAUAUGAAAAAAUACUAUUGUAAUUACGCAGUUAUUAUAAUAUACCUACGCCGUGUCCACCCGUCGGCAAUAUUAUUUUGUUUUCGACGAUAAUCUGUUUAACAGUCCUAUUUUUUGCAAAUUAUUCUUGUGUAUUUUUUCGUUAUCUAUAUAGGUUUUCAGAAAAUAUACAGUAAAUUGUUGAAAGUGCCCAUAAACGUUCUAUUAGUAUUUGUAAGGAGUAAUAAUUAUGUCAAUGCCUUUGUCAAGUAUAUCGGUCUAACUUCUGUACACAUAGUAUAGUUGUACGUGCCAGAAUAUUAAGAUAUUAUAGUAUAAUAUACUGAUAAUAAUAUUAUUAUUUUAUUUGCAUUCGUUUUCUAAUAUCUAUAUAAUAUGCUACUGCUACAGAAUAUCGUUAUUAUGUUUAUGCUUGGUAAUAAAAGAGAGAAAAAAAGAAGGUCCCCCGACUCCCUCCACGUUACCGAAAAUUGCCGACCCGCAGUCGCUACAACACACACUGUACCCAGGUACUUAUAAUUGUCGCGUUUGAAAUCCGUACAUUCAUUUCCUCGCUCGAACCCGAACUGUAAAUCACCCAACGAAUUACGAUUGCUGCGUAUUAUUGUCAAUUAUUAUUCAAACCGGAAAAUUACACGUACCGACGUGCCCACCUAAAUAUUACAACAAUAACAAUUGUGUGCGUUUUUUUAAAUUAUACUAUCUGCAUUGUUGUAGCUUUUAUCGUCACGUCGACCAUCCACUCUGCAUUUUGUAACGGUACACAUGUCAGUGUGCUUAUUUCGGUGCGGUCGGCGUCGUAAUGUUCAACGUACGUGUAUGCGCCUGUACACUUGCGAUACUUACAUAUCAAUUAGGUAAAUCGUAUUAUUUUUUCUAGUUAACGUUUUCAAAUAUCGUUACGAUAUGCAUGUACCUACACGUUAGAGUAGCUUUUUUUUUUUUCUUACUCUGCGUAAAAACCUCUGUCGCAAAAUCUGUUUAACGCCGUUUACAGUGUACUUACGCCGUGCCAGCCGAUGCGCCGGGCGCGUAUAAUAACGUUCAACAACCGUGUGCCUCUACACGCCACAACCCGGUCAACGUGUUCGUUUUCCGUGAAACUACCUGUAUAACGUACAACAACAUCAUAUGCCCACCCGCCCGCCUAACUUUCCUAGUGGAAUUUUUACCUUCGACGGCGAGUGAAAGUAAAAAAACAACACGUACCCACCAUGCCAUACCACGCACACACAUCAUACAUCAGUAUACCUGCGUGCAGCAUAAUAAAACGAGGAACAAUAAUAAUAUAAUAAUAUAAUAUACACAUAUAUAUAAUGGUCAACAUUACGACGGCGGCGGAGUUAUAUAAUAUCAAUACAUAGGCAGCGAACUCUCCUCAACGUACCUAUCCGUACCUACCUAUAUAGUUGUAAUAGCGGUAUUUUAUUAGUGUUUAUUUUAUUUUAUUUUUUUCCUUUUUUUUUUUUAUUUUUUUUUUUUCUCAGUCAUGUGAGACCAGUGCUGCAGUGUGUUCGGGAACGCGUCGCGAAAAUCGCCUCCACUCGUAUUUAUAUAUCAUUUAUAUCCGAUUGAAGAGACCCAGCGAUCAAUCGCUGUUUGAUUAUAUAAGAUUAACAUGCGUGCAAACAAUUUCGGCGCGGCAAUUUUCAAAUUGUCCUGCGUAACGGCCUGUUUAGUCUUGGCGCACGUGGGCCUGACCAAAACGGCAUCCGAAGGUAAGCGAUAGAAAACAUAAUUACACACAAUAUUAUAAUCGGUACCUAAAUAGAGGUACACAUAUUGUUUAUCGGGGCAUGAAAGGCGACAGCAUGCGAUUUAAAACGAUAAUUAUAUAGUGUGAUCUCGUCGGAAUGUUUAUCAGCUCUUGAACAUGAUGUUAUAAUAAUACGUAUUGUGCCGAAUAAAAUAUAAUAUCAUUAUAGUUUCCAAUUAUGAAUUUUGGCCGUCCAAUAUAUUGGGCAAGCGAGCGAUGCAGCUGGUCAGGGAUCAUUUGUCCAGAAGGCAAGAGCGAAAAAAGUCAAGAGCGGCGUCUAAACAAAUUUGUUACGGUAAGAGGACUUUAAUUAAAAAACUAAACCGCGCCUUUCCUAUACACAUAACAAUGAACUUGCCAUGUAAGUCUACUAGUUAUAUUUACAGAAAAACCAGGGUUCGGGACCUAAAGCGCUAAAAUAAGCACUUAAACAAAUAUUUUUAAAAGCAAUCUCAAAAAUAGCACGCCUUAAAAUUAAUAAAAUAAAAUAAUCUAAUAACACAAAAAUCAUAAAUACAAAUUAAUUCUUUCUAGAACAACUGUAUUCCGUUUGAAUAGUUAGAUUGAUUAACCAGAUUUUACUGUGUUCACAAUUUAACUUUUUUAUUACUGUCUGCGUCGUUUUCAUGUAGUCAAUUUACUACGUGAUCUAGGUACAAUUAUUGCUCUAAAAUUUUUCUAAUUAUAAAUUGACGAAAUCAUUUAAAAAUCACAGUACGAAAAACAAUCUGGAUUCUCAUUAAUGGCCACCGUUUAGGAGGUAUGUAAAUAUGUUGUAAUCAUAAAGCAGAAAUUAUGAAAAAAAAAAAAAAAAGCAGAACAAGUAUAAAUUACAUAAACUCCUAAAGCACUCGCUGUUAAUAGAUUUAAUGACAAGUCAAUAGAAAAUAAGCCAAUGCUUUAAGUCCCGAGCCUUUACUCACACACAGAGAUUAUUAUUAUAAACCGAUCAACAAUAAUACACUUACGUCAGACAUUAUAACCCAGGAACCGGUAAUCAUUAUUGUUAUUAUAUUUUUCGUUUUUUUCGAAACAAACGAAACAAAAAAAAAAGCGUUUUCACAAAACAAACAAACAAACAAACAAACUGAGAAGAAACUUAUUCCGCGACACACGGGUACACGACUAUUAUAAUAGGUAUAUGGUACGAGUGCCGUGUGCUUUUGAAAUGACUACAUGACAAAAAGAAGAGAUAACAGUAUAAUUUUGCUAGCUUACAAUAUAAGAUCACCGAAUGCAUGCGGUGUUCACGAAUAUUGCCUAUAUUAUUAUUCAUCUCGUGUAAAAACGAUCGGACGUGUUAUGCAUAUUUAUGAAUUAACACUGCAAUAUGACCCGUUCGAAUUGGCGGUUUUAUUUAUUUAUUUUGUUUUUUUUUUUUUGUGCCUGUUUUGCCUGUUUUCGGUCUUUUUCAAGACAUGGUCGGAUGUUUUCCCGUGCCCCGCACCGGUUAUUCGCCUAUCAUCAAAUCACCCCAGUCACCGGACACGGUGGACACGAAAUUCUUGGUGAUGACCAGAGAAAACCGCAGCGAUCUGAUUUCGAUAACGUACGGCGACGAACGCGUGUCAAUGUUGAACUCAAACUUAAAACCCGGACUGCCGACCAAAAUCAUAAUCCAUGGGUACAAGGGAAGUGGACGUGACAAAGGAGCGAAACUUUUGGGCGACGCUCUCCUGGACCUGGUAAAUUUAAUAAGUAAAGAUUGAUACUUCUGAUAGGUGUCACUGUUUUUGUAGGAAAGUUGUUGGAAAGAAAAUAACGAAAAAUAAUUAUGAGCAGAAUAUUGUUAGUCGUAUUUUUUACCUUGUGGCCAAGGUAAUCCAUAAAUCCAUAAAAAUUAUAAACAAAUUACCAGUUUUUUUCAUCUAUUAAUAGAUACAAAGAAAAUCAAAACAUAACCUUCUCAAUGCACCAACUUGAUCAAAAAUGCUAUAGUAAAGUUUCAAUAGAGUUUUUGAUUGGAAUAAGAUUUUUGAUAUAAAAGUUGUUUAUAGACACCUAAAAACACAUCAUAGUAAAACCAAUACAUUACUCACCUCGCUCAGAAUCUCAAAUAAUAAAACAUAGUUAAAGACCUAUAUAUUUUAUAUACUAAACUGAAAUUUUGUCUAUUUGUUCACUCUACAAAUCUACAGUUUUAUUCCUACCCAGAUAAAACCUGACAAGUUGUUUGUACUUAAAACAAGAGGAAAGUCUUUUCAUCUCAAAAUUUAAUUCCGAAAAAGGUGCCUCACAUUUGAUUUUUGAUGGUUCAAUAUGAAAAAAAUUCGAAUUUUUCAAUUGAUUUUUUGUUUACCACGAUGACACAGUGAAAUAUAUAUUUUUUUAACUAAAGUACCGGGCAAAAACUACGAUUAACUGUGGUAUAAAUAAGGAUAAAAACGGACAAGGCAGGCGUUAAAUUGAAUUUCUUUUAUUGAUUUCUGAUUUUUAACGGAUCGAGUCUGGGAAAUAGCGGAUAGUUCAGCUAUAGUUGUUUAUAAAACUGUUCACGCGGCUCGUAUAAAUAUAAUAAUAAUAUUAUGCGGGUAAAACAUAACAGAAUAUAUACGAAUAUACGUUAUUCUACGAUGAAUAAUAUAAUAAUGCUGUACGCGUUUCAUGUGCUAGCGGGUGUCCCGCCGAGAUUAUUAUCGAGCAUUUUAAAGUGACCGCCACCGCCAAAAACGACAUUAAAACGGCAUAAAUUCUCGCGGGACACCCAGUAUAAUAUUAUAUUAUUAUAAAAUAAAUAAUACACAGGUUUACCGGUACUGGAGCCGUGAUAUUCAAAUUAUUAUGUUUGGGCAGUGUAGUAAAUAAGGGAAUGCAGGGAAUGCGGCAGUAUUUGGGCCCUAAAUUAGGGGGCCUUUGUGCUUUUCCAAAACAUAUACUGACAAAACAAUAAUACUACAACAAUAAUAUUCAAAUGAUUUCUCUAAAUCAUUUCUGAUUCAAUAAAUUAUUACUUUAUGUAAAAACAUUCAGAUGCGAAAUUUAAAAAAAAAAAAAUUAAAACUAUGCAAGAUAAUAAUGGCCGAAUCAUUAAUUAUCACAUUUUUUAUGAACAUUAGUGUUCUAGAAGUACGGUUAUUAUUUAUUUAACAAUACCAAAACUUUAAAACUAUGGCUGAGCGGUGUUAUUUUCAAAAUUAAAAAUUAUUAAAAGUAUUCCAUGAGGUUAUUGAAUCCGAACAAACAAAACUCAUGUACGUUUCCCAGAUCAAUGGCAACUUUGCUAAUUUAAAAUCUCACAAAGUAAAAUUUUAAAUGCUAUAAAUAUAUAACGGUUAAAUUAAUAAAUUUGAAUUACAAAAUAUAUUAUUUACAUUUAUUAAUUGUAAUAAAUUAUAUAUCUAUACAUAUUUACUUAUUCAACACAAUAAAUACAGACUAAUAAAAUACACUGUGGACAUAUUAUAACUAGUUUUAUUAUUUUAUAUUUAAACCGAAGAAAAAAAACAAUCUUUUUUUUCGUAUUGGUGUCGAUUUGUAUAUUUACGCUAUUGUGUUUAGGUUUACAUAUCAGUGUCAUAACUAUUUUCAGGUAUGGCGUGUUAGGGAAAUUCAAUUUUAUGCGACUCAUAAAUAAGUACAGAAAAGUCUUUAAAAACCGCCGUUAACUAAAAAAAUCAAAAAAAAUAUUUUGUGUUUUUACUAUCGAAAUAAAUAAAAAAAGUCACAUUUAAUUUCCGUAUUAUAACUCGUUGUAACAUAAAAUAAAUCCUAUACCAUUCUACCAGAUUUAAUGGCGUGCCAAAAAAAUAAGUGAACGCUAUAAAUCCCGAACCAUGUCAAUCGAGUGUAUUAAAAUAUUAUUCUACCUAUAUGAAUUAGACUUAUAACUGUGCCAUCAACAUGUUGUUAUGGAAGAAAGGUAUACUUUUUUAGGUUUGAACUCUAUCAAGACAACCCAAAAUGAAGUCAGAGAUAUGAAAUUUGUAUAUGCAUGGCGUUAGUACCAAAUGUCUUUUGGAGAUUUCAACUUUCAAUGCCCACAACUGUUAUUUCUAUGCUCAAAUUUUACCUUUUUUGGGGGGAGAGUAGUAUUAUAGUCAUAGUGCGUUAUUUAGAAUUAUAUUAUUCCAGUAUUUGGUUAUGUAUUGAUUUAUUCAAAAAACAGGUAUGUCUAUAAUACAAAGCAGUCGGAGGGGGGAGGGAAAUUCCAAUCUAGUGAAAAAAUUCUAUUGCUCACGAGUAUUUUUGAGAUGUACGGUGUUAAAAAAAAAAAACUUUAAAUAAUCGUAAAUUAUAAUCACGUUAUAUUAAUUUGGAUAAAUAUUACUUCAAAUGUUCCUUGUAAUUUCCCAUUACCUGUUGUCUUUGUAAGAAUUAACUGGAUUAAAAAUAAUAAUAACAAAUAAAAAACCUUGAAAAGGUUAUUUUUGUCGGAAUUACUUACGCUCACUCCGAAGCCUUUAAUAUCUUUGUAGGCUGAACUAUUUUUGACAACAAUAGUAUAAAUCAUUAAACGGAUAUUUCUCUGUGUAAAACGAAAUCGUAAAUCUGGCCGAACGGGGAGGAAAAUAUUUUAGUGCGUAUAAUAAUAAAACCGAACACACCCUGCAAUCACCGACCGGGUACAUACUAAAUAAUAGUGGACUAUCAUACGUACAUUUCCGGGACAUUGUGGCGCCCUACGUACAUCUUUUAUUUCGCUUCUUUUCUAAACUAUAUUUGAGGACAGAAACCUUGAUCCUAAAUCUUUUCCUGAAAAGAUCUUACACAUCACGUUUAUAUGCAGGUUUGUAUUUCAGGGAUGGUUUAGAGGGAUGGAAUUUCCCCUCAGGAGACAGUCUUUAAAGAGCGGCAAUCUUGUUUUCACAUUAUAAUUGUGUUUACUUUUUUUUUCUUCAAAUAUAUAAAAUAAUUUAAUAGAGUAUAUUUUGAAAUCGACUAACAAUCCUCAAAAAACAUUGUUAGAAAUGAAUAAUUGUACAAACGAAAUGACAAAUGAUAGUUACAAUUUUUCCGCAUAUUAAUGUGGUUAUCGUUUUAAAAACUGGCAAAUUUGUUUGUUGCCGGCAGGUGACAAAAUCUUAAAUAAGACCCUGUCUAUAUGCAUUCCAUAUCUUUAUUUAUUCCGUGUUCAAAUGAACAAAAUGAUCCUCACGGCCUCUACAGAAUUAUCUUUCCUCGUCGUAUCAUGUCCACAACACCUCUGUUAUUAUUAAUAAGGUAAAUUUAUUUUUACGCUGCUAUAGGAAGACGCAAACGUAGUUUUCGUCGAUUGGGAAAAAGGAGCGGCCGGACCUGCUUACGCGGUAGCAGCAGCCAAUACUCAACUGAUCGGACGUCAGUUAGCGAUAAUGAUCAUGGACAUGGUAGAGUUAAACAGCGAUCCCGGUCAGAUUCACAUAAUCGGAUUUAGCCUAGGCGCCCAUGUGGCCGGUUUCGCGGGCAAGGCGUUGAAACUGAACGAUAUAACCGUCGGGAGAAUUACAGGUGAACCGGAUACUUCAGUUUUAAGUACCUAAUAUUCGGUCUUCUGCAAUAGAGGUGUCCAUAAUAUCAGGUCUGGAUCCGGCGUCACCGCUGUUCAGGGAACUGUUGUCGGCUUCGCUGUCGUCGCUCAGCGCGGACGAUGCUACGUUCGUCGACGUUGUGCACACGGACGGCGCCAGGGUGUGGUCUGAAGGGUUCGGGCUGUUCGACCCGAUAGGUCAUGUGGAUUACUUCCCGAACGGUGGACUGGAUCAGCCCGGUUGCGAACAGAUCCGGGGGUCGGUGAUCGUGAGCCGAUUCGGUGAGUGCACAGCUACAUAGUAUACGGCUAUCCGGUUUAACCUGACCAGUACCGCGGUCACUGCGUCCACGCACAGCAGGUUAUUGAAGGUCUGGCAUUAUUAUGAUUAUUACAGAAGGUACGACGAACUCUAGCGUGGUAUGCAAUCAUCUCCGGGCGUUACAGUUCUACCUGGAAAGUCUCAAAGCGCUAUCCGACCCCGACGCAUGCCAAUUUACCGCGUUCCCGUGUCCCGCCGGAUGGUCCGUAUUCCAAAGGGGCGCAUGCUUUCCCACAAAUUGCACAGGUAACCCCUCCAGUAUAAAAAAAUUAAAUAUAAAGGACUUUUGAGAAAAACCGUGGUACGACCAGCGAUGACGAAUAGGUCCUUUGAAAAAUUGUACUAGCUCGGAAUGGAAUGUGAAACUGUGAUUAUGGGUACGGAAGUGAAGCGAGGGUGAUAUAAGUAUAAUCUGACCAGUAUAACCAGUGACUCGUGAAGAAAAAUAGUUUUUUUUCAUAUUUAAAAUGAAAAAUAGCAUAAAAAGUGAAACCUACCUAUGUCAUAAGAUGACAUUUAUAAAAUGUUUUUGAGCCAUAGAAGGUUUUAGUCCCUCUACAGCGCUUCUAUAAAUUAAUUGGCCAAACAUUUAUUGCUACGAGUUAGUUUUUAUCAAUAUUUCACAAAAUGUAUGGUUCUAAAUCAACUGUCCAAUCAACGAAUAAAAAUAGCUUUUAUCGUUGAUUUUAAAAAUUGCAUAAUGAACAAAGAGCUUAAGUCGUUUUUCUUUUUAUCAUAAUUUCGUCGAAUGUUAUUUGCUCCCCUUAAAUUUUUGAUCUGCACUGCAUAAAUACCCUAUAUGUAUUUACAAAAAAAGUGUAUGUAGCGUAUUAGUGUAUUAUGUACAGGUGUAUGUAUUUUCAAUAAUUGAAUUUUUUUGUGUUGAAAACUAAUAGAAAAUUGAUUUAAGCCCUUUUCCCCUGAAACCGAAGGUAUACAUAUCUGUGUAUAAAUUAUAAUACAAUAUUAUGUAUGGUAGACUGGUAGAAAUAAUAGGUAUAUUAUAUAAAAAAAAAUAUCUUUCUAUGCGCAUCCGCGAGUGUUUAAACUAAUUUAUGGGUCACAUAGUUUUUUUUUUUUUUUUUUUGUAACAUGGAGAUGGAGUAUUAGUUAAAAUAAAUUUGAGUGGUGCGACAAUACGUAUAGACAGACUUGAAUAUUAAAGUUUUAAUAUUUUAAUUUAUUUAUCGUGUCCCGAAGGAAGUGUACAUAUUUAAUAUUACAUAUAUACCGGGUGAUUCAUUUAAGUGGGUAUACUUAUUAUCUCGGAAAGUAUUAACUUUUUUCAGAAUUUGUUUUCUAGAACAUUUAAGAAACAACCAGCUCUACAAUUUUACAUUUAUGUUUUUUUUUUUUUUGUAACAUGGAGAUGGAGUAUUAGUUAAAAUAAAUUUGAGUGUUGAUAUUUUUUAUUUCUGUCAAGCUGUUGACGAAAUAUUCUGCUAUUAAUUUUAGGUUGGAGGAGAAUAGUGGUGCAUUAACAGCUUUUAAGUUUGGGUUAAAGAGAGUGGUGAUGUAUUAUUAACACGUCGCGCGUCGUACCGCCACACAAAUGACACUCCACUACUCUCCUCCAACCCAAACUCAAAAGUGCAAUAUCUCGUCAACGGAUCAACGGAAGUGAAAAAUGUCAACACUAAAAUUAAUUUUAACUAAUAUUCCAUCUAUUUAUGGACUUUUAAAUAUAGAUUGCCGUUUUAAAAUCAAAAGUAGUUAGUGGUUUAACCCUCAAAAAUAAUGGUGAAAAAAAAUAACAAAAAUAUAAAACUGUAGAGCAGCUUGUUUCUAAAAUGUUCUAGAAAAGGAAUUCCGGAAAAAGUUAAUACUUUCCGAGAUAACGAGUGUACCCGCGUAAAUGAAUUGCCUAUUAUGUAAUGUAUAUAUAUACGGUUGUGAAUACUUAACUCGGCGUGUAUACCAUAGAAAAUAUACAGGGUGAUUGUAAAUAUCCGAAAUAUUAAUAUAAUUGUAUACAAUACACGAUUAUUAUAUUAACGAAAGUAAAAUAAAUAAUUUAUGUCGGAAUUAUAUUAUACCUAUACAUAAAUUUACCUCGCGUAAAACAUUAAAAUGUGUGUCAGCAACCUGACCAACCUUCGUUUCGCGUAAAUAAUAAUUACUGUAUUACAUAAACAUUAUCAUUAAACCAUUUGAUAUUAAUUUAUUGCGCGCACAAUACAUGUAUACACGCAUGCAUAUUCAUUAUGUACCUGUAUAGAUUCAAAUUGCGCGACCAUGGGUUUUGCGGCGGUCGAAUCGAAACUUCGCGGUCCGUUGUACUUGACGACUAGAGAUUCGAGUCCGUUUUGCGGUAAGUGACUCUGCGUCGUUGUAUAAUAAUAAUAAUAAUAACAUUGUUGUUCAUCGAAUCGCUCGUAAGUUGAUUAUGUUGUUAUUAUUAUUAUUGUUGUUAUUAUUAUUAUUGUUAUUAUUAUUAUUAUUAUUAUUAUGUAUUUCGUUGAAGGGCGACAACUCAAAGCGUCCGUUUUACUAUCGCCGAGAACGUCUAAACUCCGGGGAUACUUGCAAAUGUCAUUAGAAGACGGCAACAAUACGGCGAACUUUAAACUGCGAACAGAGUAAUAAUAACCGACAGACCACAAUAUUGAUUUAUUAGAAUCUCGGGAGAAGAUUAUAAUAAAUAUAAUACGAAUAAAAUAUUGUCGUUUUCCAUCCUGUUCGUAAUAUUGCGUUUGUUAACGUUUUCAUUAGGAACGCCGAUUACAUUUCGGGCGGAAUUCUGGCUGAAGGAUUGUCGGCGGCCAAGUACGACAAAUCCGUGCCGAAAAGCAUACCCGUCGAACUGAGUUUCCAGUCGUUGGCUUAUCAGACGGAAAACGAAAAAUACGGCUUGAACAUUAUCAACGUACUCGUGGACAAAGUGUCCAUUUUCGACACGGAAGGAAACAUGUAAAAUAAUAACGACGAUAAAUGUUGAUUCCGAAAAGUCCACCGUUAUUCACGCGAAUUUGAAUUAAUUUUGAUUGACCGAUGCACUUCGUUCUUAGUCUUCCUUUUGAUCGAGUCCCCUCUAUGUCCAUAAUUUCUACAAUCAUUAUGCAGCGUAAUUCCCUCACUAUGUCUCAGCGUGUGUCUUCAGGUGUCAUAUUAUCCGCCAUCUCCUUUUUUAUAGAGUGUUUAUUAACGCUCGCUACUGUUCGAUUGUCAUUAUUUGUUCUUCUUUCUAUCCAACUGAUUCUCUGCAUCUUUCUCAAAUACCAUAUUUCUAGAGCCUUCACUCUGUCCUUCUCUUUUUUAUAUAUUAUCCAUAUCUUACGUCCAUGUACCUACAUUUCACACAUACGUUUUCAUUAGUUAAUUUUUGGUAUUUGUGUUCAUAUUUUUAGCUUUCAGUAAUUUUUCUCUUUUCGAGGAAGAUAUUUUUCGCUUGUCAUGUUAGUCUUCUGAUUUCAUUUGUGAACUGCCUAUAAUUUGUCAUAAUGGUUAAUUUGGACGAUUUCUCUUAUUUCUCUUAUUUAACGUUAUAUUUAUUUUAUUUUAUUUUUUUUUUUUUGUGUCUGUGAAAAACUUUUCUACCAAAAAUCUUGUUCUGAUAUACUAAGUAUACAUUUAAAUUACUUUUUUAGAAAAGAAAUUUUAUAUAGUCGGUGUCAAUUUUUGAUUUUCAAAGGAGUUUUAUAAUAAUUGGAAAAAUCGGAAAAAGACAAAAAACGAACAAACUUAUGGCGCACGAUUUCAUUAUUUUAAACUUUUACACACGAUGUUUUUUAACAGAAAUAUUACUCCAAUAAAAAAAUAACUAGAGAUAUUUUUUGUUUCAUUUUUAUUAUAAUUGGUGAGUUACAAAGUCAAUUUUUAGAUUUUUUCCUGUAAUUUUUUUAUUAAUUAUUAAAUAAAAACCGAAAAAAAAAAACGGGAAAAUAAAUAAAAAUAAUGAUUUUAUUAAUUUUAAUUUUCUUUUUUUGUUGUAAUUCAGUUAACAAUAUUUGUAGAGACUUGCAAUUUUGAUAACAAAAAUUUGUACGUCCUUUUUUUGGACGUGGAUGAACAAAUUUUCAAAAUAUUUAAGCCAUUUUUGAGCUAUUUAUAGACAAUUUAAUUUUGCGAGUUUUUCUACAUAACUUUUGUUUGGUAUGUACUCUGUGGAUACAAUUGUUAGACUCAACAGAAUUGCUAGAACAUUUAACAGGAAGUUCAUCUUAAGUUGUACUCAAUGGUCAAUAGUAAAAAUUUGAGUUUUAUGUAUUAUUAUUAUUUAGUUCUAAUAUCAAAUUUCGACGAAAACUAUAAAUAUUACGGUCAUUCAAAACAUAUAAAAUGAAACUUCGCUCCAAAUCGUUUUUCAUUAGCAAUGGUUUAUCGUUGCUUACAGAUAUAAAUUAAAUAAUUUUAUGUAUCCUCAGGGAUGCCGAAAUAACGGGUGCAGGGGAGAUGACUGUCCCCAUAGUAUUCGUUUCAUGAGAGCUGGGUCCCCUUGGAAAAAAGAACAAGGCUUAAAUAAAAAAAUUCAGAGGUCUACAAUGUAAACACAAAAAAAAAGCCAAAGGAUAUUAAAUAAUUUCAAAUAGUUUCUUCGAAUAAUUCGGGUAAUCAAUGAUCGACAAUAAUUUCCUGUAAAAUCCAGAUAGGUAUCAUUAUUUUAGACAGUAGCGGAGGGGAUAAAUUUAGUCCAACGUUUUACCAUUGAUUAUAAAUAUUAUCAAAUUAUAAUACAGUUAAUAUAAAAUACUAUUUAGUAUUUAUAAUCAACGGUAUUUCGAAUCCGCACACUUCUUCGGACCCGGACAUUUCGCCACGACCGUUUCGCCGGGAAUAUUCGAGUUCGGUCCCCAGAAAUUUUAUCGUUUGAAUUAAACUCGAGUUGGGACCGCGGUGUUAUUCGAUAGUAUUCGAAUUGGGUUCACGGCAAUAAUAUUAAUAAUAAUAUAUUUAAUCUGUAUUAAUAAAAAAUAAUAUUUAAAAUAAUUUGAUAAUAUAAUAAUAAUAAUUCUAAUGUUUUUAUAAUUUUAUAAGAAUAAAAUAACAAAACCUAAAUUUUUGAGAGACUUUCUAGUCCAUCUGCACAUGAUGUCUUCUGAGUAACUCUAAUAUACUCGACUAACGUUUUCGAUGUUAAUAAUAAAAAAAUAGAAUAUGCCUAAAUAAAUAUACCGGGACCCAACUCAUGUAUACGUUAAAAUAUACUGGAGCCCAAUUCUUGCCAUUGGAACCCAAUUCGAGGUCAACCGUUUCGCCGCCAGUCAUUUAAAAGUAGUUUUGAACGUAAGAAGGGUUAACGGAUAGGGAUGGUCAACAUGUUUUAAUCAAACGAAUGUACUAAUUUAUGUUGAGAAUGAUAAUGCAAUUAAGCGGUUGAACUUAGUUUUUUAGUUGUAACACUUUGAAUUCAGUAUGCAUGUGUGUUUGUUAAAUAACUCAAUAUUAUAUUUUCUAUAUAUUGGUUUUUGUAGUCUAAUGGUGAUGCAUACCUGUUGUUCCAUCCAGAGGUGUCCCAUGUCCUAAGAGUAUUUUUUUUCUCUUUUUUCCAGUAGUAAAAAUUGUCCUAGACACUGUUUUAGAUGUUUUAAUCGGUACCCCAUACAAUUAUGAUUAUUACAGUAGAUUUUCAUUGCGAAAUACAUUUGUCUACCCUGUGACCUACUUGUGCUGAUAUACAAAUCGCGAGAUAUUUUCGUUUUAAGUUGUCUGAGUGGGCAAAUUACCCUGCCGGGUCCCUAGGCAUACCAAAAAUGCAUUUUUGUCCCCACAGUCAAGAAAUCGCUACAGCAUCCAUGUGUAUUCUACCUUUCCAACUUCCCACCUAUAACAGUGGCACACCCGUUGCCAAUAUCAGUUCUUUUUUUUAAUUAUUAGUUAUAACAUUUUUAUAUAUUUUAUUGAUUUUUACAUUUUUUUAGGUGGUCAAACUGUGAUGAGAAUUCAACUUUGGCACACGUCAAUGGUACAACGAUAUACGCCAAAACGUUUACACUCACGUUAUUCGGUUGCUGACUAAAAUUAUAUUAAUUAUGAUUGUCUGAUGGUUUUAUAUUAAUUAUUUAUUGAUACGACUGAAAUAUUGUUACUUUACUACUAUAUUAUUGUACUACUUAUCAUAUUACUGCUAAAUACCUAUACAAUAUUGUAUAUUCUUGUAUUAUAGUUUUAUGUUAUUAUACGGAUCAAAGUUUAGAUUCACUUGAGGUGUAAAUCACUAUUGUGUUAUUUUAGCUAUCUCGGACGGCUUUGCCGUGUCAGUAUUGAACUAAGCAUAUAAAAAAAAUGUAAAAAAAUUAAAACGUAUUUUCCUUUGAUUCCUCGUUUCCAUCCUCAUUCGUAUCAUUGCAAUUAAUCUUUA